AUGGUGUUAGUAGGUAAACAAAAAGCUCUUGAAAAUAUUUCAAAAUCAUCUAUAACAUUUAUCGGAAAAUUAGCUAAUGUCGAAAAAGGAAUAUCGUCUGUUACAAUGCCUCCGGUCGAUAAUUAUACGUUGCGUUUUGAUCAUGAUUAUCUUAAAACUAUACGUGGUCGAGUUUAUGAUACAAUGACUGAAUUUCUUUAUCAUCAAUUAGGCGAAGGUAUAAUGCCGGCAUUAGAAGAUUUAAAACGUGGAUCAACAUUACUCAAAAAACAGGAAGUAAAAGUGCCAACAGUCGGUAAAAUAUACGUAGUUUGUUUAUUUGAAGAUAUAAAACAUGUCGAUCAACUAAUCGAAAUUAGUCAACGUGAUGCUGAUGAAAUUAUUAAAUUAUAUCCAAAAAAAUAA
Molecule: messenger RNA, 405 nt
Organism: Didymodactylos carnosus
Lineage: Eukaryota; Metazoa; Rotifera; Eurotatoria; Philodinida; Philodinidae
Source: the annotation of a GenBank genome assembly